AUGAACACCGACAUUACAGCUUCUGUGAAGCCAGAGUACCCAGUGGUGGAUCGGAACCCGCCCUUUACGAAGACCGUCGCCAAUUUCAGCACUCUGGACUACCUCCGCCUGACGACGAUCACCGGUGUCUCCGUCACCGUCGGCUACCUAUCCGGUGGGUCUUCUCUCUCCCAACUCCCCCCUUUCCCCCACUUUCGUUUCUAGGGUUAUUCUCGCUAGAGGUUCUGGUGUCUGCAGGGAUAAAGCCGAACAUCAGAGGGCCAUCAAUGGUUACCGGAGGGCUGAUCGGCUUGAUGGGGGGCUUCAUGUACGCGUAUCAGAACUCCGCUGGACGCCUCAUGGGUUUCUUCCCCAACGACGACGAGGUCGCGCGCUACAAGAAGAAGUAG
Molecule: messenger RNA, 389 nt
Organism: Spirodela intermedia
Lineage: Eukaryota; Viridiplantae; Streptophyta; Magnoliopsida; Alismatales; Araceae
Source: the annotation of a GenBank genome assembly